Coniophora puteana RWD-64-598 SS2 is the source of this 369-nucleotide messenger RNA. Its product is annotated as pre-mRNA branch site protein p14. Bases 1 to 369 code for a protein of 122 amino acids. The record is from RefSeq and is a predicted model, not a curated record. Gene Ontology annotation, molecular function: mRNA binding. Gene Ontology annotation, cellular component: ribonucleoprotein complex; nucleus; cytoplasm. Lineage: Eukaryota; Fungi; Basidiomycota; Agaricomycetes; Boletales; Coniophoraceae. The transcript is spliced from 3 exons.
AUGGCUGUACCAAGACCAACGUCGAAGCUGCCCCCUGGCGCCAACCGCAUCUUGUUUGUCAAGAACCUCAACUACCAGAUCACAGGAGAAGACUUGUAUGAUCUUUUUGGUCGCUACGGAACUGUAAGACAGAUACGGAUAGGCAACGAGCCAAAGACUAAGGGCACCGCCUUCGUCGUAUUUGAAGACGUCAUGGACGCUAAGAACGCCCUCGAACAUCUCAAUGGUUUCCAUCUACAGGAGCGCUACAUUGUUGUUCUGUACCACAUGCCAGCCAAACAAGACGCAGCAGCAGCGAAGGCGGAUCUUGCUCGCAGAGAAGAAGAGCUCGCCCAGCUUAAGAAGAAGCACGACAUCGGAGACGAGUAA